GAGUCGACACACUUCAUUCUCUCGCAUUCAUGGAAGCAUCAACGAAACUCUUUGUGGAAGAGGCGGACGAACUCUCGGAGGAAACGGUGAAAUGGUCUAUACACAAGCUCUGGUGUUCGGGAACGGGAUGGCCGGCAGGUCCGAGCAGGAAAACGUAGUGGACAGUUUGAGAUUUCUUCAGGACUUCGAGUCAGACAAAGAGAAAUUAAGCCACUGCGGAACACUCAUGAAAGCACAAAGCUCAUCAAGCCUUGGAUCCCAGUGCAGUUUGGAAGAGGAAGAAGGCGAGGAUGGGUCGCUUCUUCAGCUCGAGCUCUCCAAACGCAUUGAAAAGUGUCUUUUUGAUGCCAAAAAGGCCAGUUUGCGCUGUCAGGAACUGCGUCUGCCCAGGCGCAUGACCGAGCGCGUGGCUGGAGACAUCCUGCGCGCGUCGGCGGAUGAGCCAUGCGGUAUACGCGGCGCUUUAAUACACCUGUUUAUCGAAAACAAGGGCACACUACAGAACCUGGGGACCGUGACGCCCGAUGAAAGUCUGACUCCCACAUUCGAGCUGUCAAUCAUCUUACGGCCUGAUGUGGAUGGGUGGCCGCCCCUCAAGAUCCUGUUCGGGGGUGGGAAAGUUCUCAGCCUGAGACGGGAAUACCGACUGGUUAAACGGAAGCUUUACUCAUCCGCCACUCCUGUUGUACUUGAAUUUUAUUGAGACUGAACGAGAUUUGUGGGAAAUAGGGAAAGGGGGAAGUUUGUAUAAUGUUCAAACUUCAGGUCAUAGGAGAAUAGUUUUGCACAUGCACAUUGUUUCUUAUCAACUCAAGUCUCAGCCAAAAUUCAAUUACACGGCACAUUUAAAAACAUGAUAAAAAAGAUAAUUACAUGAAAGGCAACAUAUACUAGUUACAAACUGCAUGGAAAAUGGUUACAUUUGUUUAAUUCAGAAUGCACUAAAUGUCUUCGAAAGCUGUCUUGUGUAGCUUAUAACUUUCAUGAAAUCUUAUUGCACUAUGCACGUUUAACAUAUCAUUGGUUGAAUUUACACAAUUCACUGAUCUGUUAAUUGAUGUGAAAUGUUAAAUGAUCUUAAAAAGUUAUCAUAAAACGUCAAACACUUCAAUCUGUCAAGACACUGUCACCUGCUGAAACUGACGCUCCAUAAUGUAAAAGCGUCUUUUAUAAAAUAUUGUUUCCACUGAUGCUCAGGAACGCAGUGCGGUUCAUGUAUGAAUCACUCUAAUUUAUUAUAUUGAUGUCAUUGUGAAUUGUUAUGAGUGUGCUUUUGUGAAAAUGAAAGGGACAAGCUGGUAUUGUCGUUCAAAAACACUACUGAAUCGUUUGUGACUGUACAUUUUGAAAGUGCCACGCAAGUUUAAUAAAUACCUCAAGAACUCA
Messenger RNA from Triplophysa dalaica, 1386 nucleotides. Its product is annotated as DNA damage-inducible transcript 4-like protein-like. Gene Ontology annotation, cellular component: cytoplasm. NCBI's taxonomy places the organism in Eukaryota, Metazoa, Chordata, Actinopteri, Cypriniformes, Nemacheilidae. The record is from RefSeq and is a predicted model, not a curated record. Bases 92 to 703 code for a protein of 203 amino acids. Gene Ontology annotation, biological process: negative regulation of signal transduction. The transcript has 2 exons.